This is a messenger RNA of Anneissia japonica, 7028 nucleotides long. RefSeq names its product tyrosine-protein phosphatase vhp-1-like. The transcript has 6 exons. Gene Ontology annotation, cellular component: cytoplasm. Bases 790 to 3390 code for a protein of 866 amino acids. Gene Ontology annotation, molecular function: protein tyrosine/threonine phosphatase activity; MAP kinase tyrosine/serine/threonine phosphatase activity. The record is from RefSeq and is a predicted model, not a curated record. Gene Ontology annotation, biological process: protein dephosphorylation; negative regulation of MAPK cascade. NCBI's taxonomy places the organism in Eukaryota, Metazoa, Echinodermata, Crinoidea, Comatulida, Comatulidae.
UUUAGCCUAUGAUUUCAGGCAUGCACUUUCCUUCAUGGCCGAAGAAAAAUGUUCGUAGAUUGGUCAUGGAUUUGUGCCGUUUCUAGAAAAUCCAUACUACUGCUAAUUAUGACCUUUAUGCGGUAAGGUAAUGACACCACCAGGCGAUAACUGGCAGGGUUACUGCAGAUUGUCACCUCAAGACGUGGAAGAAAUCUAGACAACAAAUAGAAGGUGUCCACUAGUGAUGUUGGUCGCAUAGCAUGCAUACUCUGCAAGUCGUGGUUUGUCAACUAUAUAUGCAGCCCUAUCCAGGAUACAAGUGAUAUCAUCAAGCCAGGCUUAGCUACCUGGAGACCCUUACAGCGAUUUCCAUGCAUAUGGCCUGAGUCAUCCUCAUCAUCUUAUUGUACCCUGGCUAAAUUUAGAAGUCGGCUUGCCAUGGUUGUUAAGAUCUGAUCUAGUGCGUUGACAUGCCAACUAUUCUGCGCAACAGACUCUCAUUACGAUUUUGUUUGAUAAUUUACUGUUUAUUUUGACUCACUGAGAUACCAGAGGACCCACUUCCUUUCAUAUCUGUUUACAUUAUUGAUCAUUAACAAAGAAAGAUUAUUCUUGUCUAAACUUUAUCCUAUUUUACGUUGCAACAGUUGGAUAUUUUUGUCAAGUCAUUGAGGAGGAAAACAAUUAUUUGUUACCAAGAAAAUCAAAAUGAACAUUUUAAUUUUUCUGUAUUAGAAUUGGAAUAGCUUUUAAGAAGGUAGGAGUGGAGAUUUAUUUCAAAAAAAUUGGUGUUAGAUUACAAGCUAGAUGCAGCUGGUUGUAGGGGCAACCAUUAUGGAAAACUACCCAUCUGCCACCAUGCAAGAACCCGCCACCAUGGGUCCAGAUCUGCAAAAACCGCCACCAAUACCACCAAGAUCAUUCUCCUGUGAGAAGCUUGCAAACUUGAUAAGCAUGGAUUUGGAUAAGUUUGUGUUGAUCGAUUGCCGACCAUUUUUGGAAUAUAACACGGGUCAUAUUCUGAAUGCUGUGAAUGUUGGAAACUCAAAGUUGGUUAGACGAAGACUUCAACAAAAUAAAGUGACGAUUAAAGAACUACUAGAAAACGCUUGCAAGGUAGAGACGGAUAACAUUUGCGGUGUGAUAGUGUACGACCAAUGCACUCAAGACUUGAGUAGGGUUCCAUCCGAAAGUUUCCUUCUUAUAGUGCUCAAUAAGCUAACGGAGGUUUUCAACAAUGUUUCCUUGGUAACAGGUGGUUUCGUGAGAUUUAAGGCCAGCUUCCCGAACCUUUGCGUUUCUCGUGAUUCGAGUCAGUGUUCCACGCUGGCGCCACUAUCACAACCCUGUAUGCCGGUGGCAAACGUUGGCCCCACCAAGAUCCUGAGCUUCUUGCACCUUGGCUCGCAACAAGAUGUUAUGAACCAGGAUCUAAUGCACGUCAACGGCAUCAACUAUGUCCUUAAUAUCAGCAAGACGUGCCCCGCGCCAAAGUACGUACCGGAAGCCAACUUCUGCCGCAUACCAAUCCAUGACAAUUAUUGCGAGAAAAUAUUACCGUUUCUUCAAGAAGCCAUGGCCUUCAUUGAUAAAGCUAGAUCAGCAAAUGGUGCUGUAAUUAUCCAUUGUUAUGCUGGAAUAUCAAGAUCGCCGACAGUGGCCAUUGCAUACAUUAUGCAACACCUCAACAUGACAUCUGAAGAGGCAUAUAGGUAUGUCAAAGAUAAACGACCAACCAUUUCACCUAAUUUCAACUUUCUUGGCCAACUACUGGAACACGAGAAACUUUUGAAUCAACAGCGCAAAGCAACAGCAGCCAAAUCACCUCACAGUACUGCUGCUUCAACUGGUAGCCAAAGAAACAAUAACGACCAAUCAAAAAGCUCAGUUGCAAUGCCAGCAUCACCUGAUCCUAGUGAAAGACCAUGGACGUCUAAAAGGACAAAGGUUACUGCAUGUCAAUCCUUACCUUUACCUGUACGAGGUUCGGACUUAAAGAAACCUCUAAAAAGGUCUCCAACAAAAACACUAGAAAGACCUAAAGGACUUGAAUUAAAGAAAGUUACAGAAAUGGGACCAAUCUUUUUAAAUAAACCUUGUAUGAAAAAGGGAGUACGAAUGCAUGCAUUAUCACCCAUUAAAACACCAGACGAUCCACUUUUUCAAGUUGGAAUUAUGACAAGUAAUUUGAGUGUGAACUCUCCAGAAGUUAGGAAUUGUAAUCCAUUUGUGGAGGCUUGCAAAAAGAUGGCAACAGAUGUGCCAAAACCAAGUAAACCAUCAGGAAAAAGUCCGUCUUUGAGUCGUAAACGAGAACGCGAAGCAUCGUGGACAGAUACAACGAUGGAAAUGGCAGAAAAAGCUCUGCAGGCAACUCAGGAAAAGGAGAACGUUGAGAAUCCCAAAUCAUCAGCGUACUCGCAGAUAACAAUUGGAGUCCUUCCAAGUGCACCCUCUGAUGAACAAAAAGAAACUGAAUUCGUUAAACAUGACGGAAGCAAAGGAGGGAAACUACGUAUUGGUCAGGGAAAAUUAGCAUCUUUGAAACUUGCGAUACCAACGAAUCAGGUAACAGUGCAAAGCAAAACACCAGUGAGUGGUACGAUAUUGUCAACGCCUAGCACAACAACUGAGAGUCCUUCCAAUUUAUAUUUUAAAAGACAGUUAAGUGAACAAUCAGCGUCUAGUGAUACAAGUAGCGGUGUAUUGUGUAACAGCUCUUCCAGUGCUUCUCUGGAGAGUCAGAGUGUGCUCGGUUCAGGACAAUCAAAUAUUUCUUCAAUUGACUCUGGUUUGACCCCUUCCUCUUCAGGUGUAAUGUCUCCUGAAGAAGAAGCUUCACGCCUACAACUUUCUCAUUCUCAGGAUGUAAUUAGAUCACAGACCCAGCAAACAGAAAUCAACCCAUUUAGAUUCCCACACAAAUCAAAAGAUUUAAGUCCCAGUCCGCCAAGGCCUCAUAAAGAACCACUUUCACGGCAAAGACAUCGUGACAGAGAUACCUCAAUGGAGACACGACAAAUACAUCGUGACCAUCUUCAAAAAGUACCAGAAUCGCAUCUUUCAAAUUCUAAAAAAAGUUUAGAGUCUUACUCAAGUGAAAGUAGUGGCACAGACUCUCCACGACGGAGUGGAAGCUAUGAGAGACUUCUUGAUUCCGAUGUGGUUGACUCUUGGUGCAGUCGAACACGGAACUUUGCACCACUUAAAAGUGCUUCAUGUGAGGAGAUCAGUUCAUGUGCUAGGGAAGCUGUUGCAGAAAUUGUAGUGCGCGAAAGAUAUGAACGUGUGCCAACAUACGAAAGAAUCCAGAAUUAUGAUUGUGAAAUGGAUGAUGAUAUUGAUUCACGUUCUCUGAGCAGUCAAAGGUCUUUAAGUAGUUCUUGUGAGAUGAUUGAAGUCUCAUGAGAGGUAUUUUCUGAAGAAAGUUGAGUAAGAAAUCCAGGCCACUCAAUACUCUUAAUAGGUCGUAUUUUCUUUUGUUGUUUACUUACAGAAGAGUACUGGUAGCCAUACACUGUUCAAUUAGAGAAUGAACGUACGUAGUCUGCUAUGAAUUGUUAAUAUUGAGGGGAAAAAAAUAAUAAUGAAUCAGGAAAAUUCUUCCCCAUAACAUUGCUUAAAUUCAAUCUUUUUUUCAAUAGGUUUGGUAUGGGAGGCAAAAUUUGUCAAAACAAACUUUUCAUUGAGGUGGUUUUACCUAGGUAUGUUGUACAAUGUGCAUAAAAUUGUCGGUUGAUUCUAGUAGUUGCAAAUUAUUAACUUUUCACUUUCACCUGUUGGUACCCUGUAGAAGUUUAUAAUACAUAUACGACUUCAUCCUUUUGUCUCUCAUUUUAAGUCUGCAUUAGACUCAUUUAUCAACACUUAAUCUUGUACCCUUAGGCUUCUGUCCGUCCUCUACAUACUCUGCAUAAAGUCCUCUUAUUUCUUACAUUUACUACUACCCCUAUAGACUGCAUGAUAUCGUAACCGUUGACCCCCUAAACAAGUAUAGUUCAUUGACCAUGUAGAAGAAUUUGUGUUUAGCUUUAAAUAGUGACAGCUAUGUGUGUGUCUGGUGGAAGUAUGUUAGUUUAGAGAAGUUUUCACAUUAAACACAUCUUAUCAGAUAUGUAGAACAUCUUAUCAGAUAUGUAGAAAAAAUCAAAUCGUUUUAUAGAUACACAUUCUCAUCCUCAAAUUUUCUACUUUCGUAAAGAAAACCAUAUUUGUAUGAUUGCUGGUCAAUCUUGUCAACUCAUUACAAUAACCAAUCAAACUGGUUUUAGUAUAUUAAGUAAUUUCAAAUAAUACUAUAUGUAACAGUCAUUUUCAUUGGUUGUUUGAUUCAUUGCUCUGAUAUAGUGAGUCUAAGCCAUUAUUAUUGUAAAAUGUUAUAUUUUGAGAAAUAUGUUUAUAUUAAAUUCUAAAUUUGAAAGCUAUAUUAACAUCAUAACAUCAGUAUUAUUGUGUUUAGGAGACUUGUACAAUACAAAACAUUUUUCCCUGUCACCUUUUUCUUGGUUUUGAAAAAAAAAAAAGUUAUCUGUUCCUUCAUUAAAACCCAUCUUAUUGAUAGAUGUUGGGUGUAUUUGAUUUUAAAUUGCAGCAGCCAAUAUUGGGUUUUUAUACAUUACCCAAGUGCUAUAUAUAUAGAAGGCAGUUAUGGAUUUCCAUACUUUACCCAUUAUGCCAAAUAUUGUAGCAGGCAGCUGUGGGUUUCCAUACUUUUUCCCAUGUGCUGUUAAUCCAUUGCAUACUCUCCUUUACAUUUCCCAUAUUUAAUACUCAGGUGUUAUUGUAUUGUGCCUUUUCUGACCAAGAAGUUGUGUGACUUUCCAUCGACGAGGAAAGAAAAAAAAGAACCUAUUUUUAUAAAGCCACAUUGUUACGCAAAAAAAAAUUAAAAAAUUUGUUGUAUUUGUGAGAAGUUUGAUUUUCAGUUUGUUGAAGAACUUGGGAACAAAUUGUGUUCAUGUAGUUAUAAACAGUGUCUCCUACUAUGCUUUAUAGUAAUGCAUAUGCAGGUUGUAGCUGUGGACCAUGUUGAAGUAGGCCUAGAGAUAGGAAAAAACAAAAAAAGAAAAAAAAAAGAAGAAAAAAAAAAAGACAAUAGCCAACUCAUAACGUUACACGUGCAAUUUAGUUAAAUGUGAGUUGUUUAAGUGACUGAACACGCUAGCCUACACAAUCGUCAGAGAAGGUUGAGAACUGCUCCUGCAAUGAGCAAUAGAUUUGAUACUAUGGCGAGCAAGGCAGAAACAGACCUAACCUGUAAAUUAAGGUGUUCCCGGGGCUGGGUGUGUGAUCCUUUCACAAUUUUGUCAGUCAUUUAAAGGGAUUCUGUUUAAUUUUUUUUAAAUGUAUAACUGAUAAAUGUUUGUAAAUAUAUUUAAAUUUUUCUGAUCCAUCAUGAACUGUAUAUUUUGUAAUGUAUUGAGAAUUUUAUCUUUUAUUUUGUUGUCCCUGAAAAAUGGCCAAUGCUUUUUGAUGUUUGCUUCAGAACAAAAUUAUCAAUGAUUGUUGCAUGCCAAGUACAGAGAUACAUUUCUGGUCAUAUUUUUUUUCCAAUAUUUAUUUCUUCUAAAUAGAAACUUUGCAUUCCUUUUGCAGUUAUUGUAAAAAGUAUUUUGCUCGUGACUGGCGGUGCAAAUUCUUUCUAUAUUAAAUUUAUUGUAUUACUCAUAACCACAGCAAAGGAAUUCCAAAUUCCAUCGUUUCCAAUUAAAACAAAGUGAAAUUACUUGCCCUUCAGGCACUAAUUAUCCCAGAACUUACAGACGCUGAAAAUUAUCACCUCCAUUACAGAUAUAAUGAAUAAUAUUUCCAUAACUUCUAUUUAAAAAAAAACAAAAAAAAACCCAAGAUUUAGAUAGCUUCAUCAAUGAUUAAUUUCAGUGCACUUUUGAAGAGAGUAAAACUUUACAACAAACUAUUUAUUGUAGGCUGAUAUAGACUGAUAUAUUUUGAAUUAUACAUUCAAUUCUAUGUUGUACGUGGUUAUCAGUGGUGUAAACAGCGAUAGAAUUUCAGACUAGGUGUGUAGGAAAAUGUGGAGAACUUUUGGUAGUUAAAAGUUAUUGUGAUGAAGCUAUAAAUGACCCUUUGUGAUUAAUAGGCCUAUUCUUAAUAAUCAUUGUUAAUGUUAUUUCCAUUAUUAACAAAUGUGUGAUUUUUGAAAGUGUUUGAUAAUAAUCGCAGUACAAUUUUAUACCUGUGCUUGUUGUGUCAUCGUUAGAGGGUUAAACCAACUUAUUGACUCAAAAUGCUAUGAAUUUACAUUACUGUAUUUAUGGACCAUGUAUUGUGUUAGUUAUGAUUAUUAUAGACUCAUUCUAUGAGGACCCCGAGUGAGAAAGUGUACCUAUUUUCAUGUUUGAUUUUAACUUUGUUUGGGUGCUUGUUGGGUGAAUUGAAGCCAUUGUUAUUUUGGUGUUAAUUUGUUGUUGAGUUAGAAGAAUUUGUUGUAAUAAACAUUAUUGCUUUGGCAUGUAUGCAUGUUUUAGUGUUAGAAGGAGCUCGGUGUAGUGUGCAAGAAUGGAAGAGAAAUAUCAAGAUAUCUUUUUAAUUGUUCUAUUUAUUAAUAUGUGUUUAUUAAUUGUAAUUACAACAUUUUAAAAAACGAUAUAAUUAAUGCAAAAUACACCUUAUUUAUAUUUAGGCGGCAUUGAUACAUUUUCCCGAAAGUAUUAUGAAAUUUCAAAUAUUAAUAUGGGUUAAUAUACCAAUUAAAUCAUAAAUUUCUUACAAUGUUUAUGUAGAAAUUUCAGAAAUGCCCUUAAAUCUGUUGUAGUAAUGCUUGAUUCAAUGAGCUUGGAUCAUGUUCUACCAAAAGAGGGCGCUAUGUUGUAAACCCGCUCUCAAAGUGCUAAUCUAUUAUAUGCCCAUUCUUGUUAGCCUUAUUGUAUCUUGAGAUGCAUAUUUUCGGAAAUGCGUAUCCAUGCAGACGACGUGUAAAGUUUGUGGACUGUACUUGAAGAUAGGUAGUUGUAAAAAGAAAUGUUGGUCUGUCGAUUUGUAAUGGUAAGACGAGCAAUAAAGGGGAUAAAGCCCAAUGAAAAUGA